Molecule: messenger RNA, 4900 nt
Organism: Zootermopsis nevadensis
Lineage: Eukaryota; Metazoa; Arthropoda; Insecta; Blattodea; Termopsidae
Product: PI4KA lipid kinase complex subunit hyccin
Biological process (GO): phosphatidylinositol phosphate biosynthetic process; protein localization to plasma membrane
Cellular component (GO): plasma membrane
Source: RefSeq, a predicted model, not a curated record
CAUGCAAAUACUUCAUUUGUUACCCUUUGGCACACCAAUUUUCAGAUAUGGAGAACAUUUUGUGUUAUAUUAUUGAGAUAUCAUCUGUUGGUAAGCUGAUUGUCAUCUGUAUUAGCCAGUAUAUGAUGGUUCUUUUACCAGUUUGGAUGAGAGUGGAUCUGUGAUAGUUGCUAAACAGAGAACAUAGAAGUACAUAAUAUAUUUUUUUCAUACUUGUCAGAUUCUUCAUUAAAGUCAUGAAUGUAAUCGUUAAAUGAUUUGUUCUCACAAUUUGUUUACAUAUAUCAUCAUUAAUUAUCAAAUGUUAACAGCAAAAUUAAGUGAUUAAAAUAUGACUGCAUUUUUUUACAGUGAAAUGUAGGUACAGCAAACUUCAUUGUAUGUAGAAAGUUUGUUGGAAUGUAAUUUUGUAAGAAAAAUAUAUAUAACAUUUUCUUGCAGACUGUAGUUAUGUGUAUCGCUUAUGAAUGAACAUGUGUUUGAAAAGUGUAUUUAUUUGGUGCUGCAUUAUUGCCUGUGAUUUGCAGGUCUUCGUAGAGAUAUCAUAUUUGAAUUGUAAUUAUUUUUAAAACACAAGUUUAGUUAUGAAGUGUUUUUAAGCAUUUCUUGUAACUGCUUUGCAUUCAGGAUAGCAGCUACAUUUUUUGUCUCUUUGUCAGUCAGUUAGUCUAUCAUUUGUGCUGCUUCGAUUCUCUGUUUAUCCCGAAGUCUGUAUGUAAAGGUCCAACAUUGGUUUAUAAAAUUUCAAUUCGUUUGUCUGUUGUAAUGUCUGUUAAGGACACAAUUAAUUGUAUUUUAUUAUCUUUUGAUGCUAAUGUUAUAUUGAAGACAGUUCCCAUCGACGUGCGCGCUACAAAGGACGAGGUUUGUUACGCAGCAGCCCUGAGGAGAGCAGAGAUUGCUUUCGAACCGUUGGCAGAAAUGGUUUAUUCACCAUUCAGCCACCUGUCGCUGCUCCUUACCCGAAAUUCUUUCAUCAACUUCAGUUGCCGCGAAAGCUUCACUUUAAUGUAAUAAUAUUUCUUUAUUGGGAUGCAGUGUUCAAUUCCAACUUCACCAGAAUUUGGUUCCAUAUUUCAGAUGUUGGUAGAAUCGUAAGAAUGGGGCGAAAAGUUGUGGACUUGGAAGGAUUUCGAAAUGUUCGGAGAGAGUGGUUUUAUGUAAUUAAGUCUGCAUUAAACGAAGGACUCGCGUAUUCAUAGUUUUCAGAUGAUGUAAUAUAAUGACAAGUUUAUGUUGUUGGAUUGAACCGAACUUGGUUCUGUAUUUGGAAAGUGAAGGCAAAACCGACGUAUUUGAGACUGUGUUAAAGCGCAGAAUUCUUUAGAAUCUGAUAAUAUUGAUAUCCCAAAAGUACGUUUGUAAAUAACGUAAAAAAGAAUUUACAAUCUUUUCGUUAAGCGCCCUCGUGAAAAAUUCUAAUGUGAUAAAUGCACAGAAUUAUUUCCGAGAACAUUUCAGAACAAGAAACUACAUUGCAUGUGACGGGAUGACAGAGCACGUGGUUCAUGAGUGGCUAGCCGAUUACAGUGCGCUCAGCCCUGUUGAGGUGCAUAGCUUUGCUAGCAGUCUGGAGCACGACCAGGAGGUAGUGGCAGCUCUGUACACAGUUCUUGAGGAGCGCAGCAAAUAUCAGGAGUUGAUUGAUCCUGUAUGCAACCAGCUGUUUGGAUUCUACCGUUCCCGUGAAAUAGAACUACAAAGGUUCACACUCCAGUUUCUGCCCACACUCAUUUUUGUGUACCUGAAUUCUGUUGCGCACGGGGAUAAAAAGCUCUUAUUUCAGAGCUGUCGCAGCGUUGAAACACUGCUUGUUGGGUUGUACAACCUAGAAGUGGUGGAUGAAAUUGGUCAGCCGAAGGUUGUGUCAUUUCGGCUUCCAUCACUGGCACAAGCUUCCAUUUAUCAUGAGCCAAUGAGCCUCGCACCAUGUUCUCUGACAGAAAGUGCAUUGCGGAGGCUAGAAGAAUGCAACACAAAACUGGUGAGCUGGGGACCACUUCCUCAGGUCGAGGCACUUAAUGCUCAGAAUAGGCUCAAAGUCAUGACAGCUCUCCUCUUUGUUUAUAACCAUCAGCUUAGUCUGCUACACAAGUCAGCUCUGGAGCAUGUCUGCAAAGUGUCUUCCAAGUUGGUGACUCAGGGUUUCCACAAGCCAGGCCAUCACCAGCGCUCAUCAUAUGGGUCAAGCGACUUGAGUUUCGUUCCACGCCUGUUGCCACGAAUCCCUGUGAGCUCACAAUUCCUUCUGGAGCUGCUUCAUGCUGUGUACUUUGCCAUGUUUAAUGACUUCAGUUACAUUGCCACUCAAGCUCUUGAGGAUAUCUACGGCCGCGCCUGUCACGAGGGAUAUGCGCAGGUGGUGCUGGUCACUAGUGCUAUCCGAAACUCGCUUCACGUGAACCCGUCAGGCCAGCCUGGUGAUGGACCAAUGGGGAUCAGUGUAGCCUUGUCUCCUGCUACCACUACUGUCACCACGGUUUCAAAGUCAAUGAUUACUAAUGCCUCAUUCCGCACCAAGAAACUGCCAGAUGAUAUACCCAUCCAGGUAGCAAAAGAUGAGUCUGGAGUUACAGGGGGUGAGGGAAAGAAUCUUACAUCCAUAUCAGAAGAACAGGAAGAGGAACGAAUGACACCCCGAGGAAGUUCACUUAGAGGAGGUAAGAACCUGCCAAAACUGCCAAACUUUCCAGGUUUGGGUAAGAAGGCCAAGGCUGCAGCUGGAGGUGGUGAUGUGGGUGGGAAGAAGGCUCAACCAGGUAUGAAGCCUGUAGCUUGCAAUGGGGAUUCAGAGCCAGAGAAGAAACCUGCAGCUACCAUAAGCGCAGAGAAUACGAACGGGCCUCUUUCGCUGGAUGGAAAUGGCACUGCCAAUGGAAGCAUAAGCUCAGAACAGGAUCGAGCCAUUUCCGAGUUAAGUGAGCUGAGUGGACCGUCUGACACUCAGUCUCUGGUUACGGCAGACUCCAUCGACCUGGAUGAUGCUACGACACUGCUUACGGUACGCAAAAAGCCUUCUUUGGAGUUAGAAAAUCGAGCUGCUCUCCAGGUGAGCUCUGUGUAAGGUGGCUGCCAGACCAGACCAUUCCAAUAAUAAGAGCAGACUCUUUUCAUAUGGGCUGUUGCUUCUAGUGCUGCCACAUGUACAAAAUCAAGUUUUCUGUCUGUUAUUCCACACAGGCGUGUAAUAUAAUUAAUUCGUUUCUUUCUGUAAGAUGAUAGUAAUGGCCGUUUGUUGAAUAGGAUUUGAGAUUCUCACCAGUGAGUGUGAAGAUGGCUAUCAUCAGAGUUGUAGCACUGCGUAGUCUGGUAGAUGUUUACCAACGUUUCACAGUUCCUUGCUGUCGUCAUCAUUACCCUGUUGAUGCAGGCGGGUAGAAUCUCUGAAACAUUGGUAAACUUCUAUCAGACUGCACGGUCCCCGGAAGGUAGCCAUUUCGUGGAAGUUUGUUGGUUAUUUCCUUGGACAAAAGUUUUAAAUUUGCUGUAACAGUAGUAAUGAUGAUUAUGAUGAUGGUGGUGCUUGUGAGACAGCGACAGAUAGCCUGUGACAUGGCAUGAAAAUAACAGUGAUGACGAUGGCGACCGCGGAACAGUGCUGAUACUGCUUUUUGGUGCUGGAACUAUGUGGAAGCUGGUUGUGUCGAUGAUAUUUAGAGGACAUACUGCCUUUAUCAGGGUGGAUAAUUAUAGGCAGUGUGCCAGCUUCCACAUAGUUGCAGCACAAAAGUGGGAUCAACAUCAGUAAGUCACUGUGAGAGCUUAAAAUCAACAACAGCGAUAACAGCUGAUGAGUAACACCAAUGAUGUGGUUGUCCAUUUUUAUGUACGUUAGUCCAGUACACGCACAUCAUAGUCACUGUGCUGUUGUGGUGAAGCGAAGUGUAUUGACAGAACGGCUAAUGCUGAUUUUGUAACGCGUACAAGAGGACAUUGCCGAGAAGCAUCACUGUCCUAUUAACUGCGAUACUGACUGUUCUUAAUGCCACAUGGAUCAUAUUUGUUUCUUAGGUGUUUGAUAUUGUUUCUCAAAAAAGAAAAAAAUUUCGACGCUGUUGAGUCAUUUGAUAAGAUCAUUAUAAAGUUUUGUGGGGUGAUGUUCUGCAUGAUUGAGUUAUUGCAACUAUCAAAUAUUUACUGCGUGAAAGAAUUAUUGGCACAUCUUCAUUCGGGUUUGGUUUCGUUUCGUAGUUGCUACUCCGUCGGUUUUGCUAUAUUUCGAGCACCAUUACUUUUCUUGACCAUUUCAUUUGAUGUCACUGAAUUUAAAUCCACAAAUUAUGAAUAAAAGAAAUUUAUAUACUGUACUAUAUAUAUUAUAAUAUGUAUGUAUAUAUAUUGAAAAGAUCUUUCCUGAACAUAAGUCAGGUAAUUUAGUAACAUAAGCAGCUUUAUUCGUUGAUAGAAAGUCGGCCCCUUCAUAUUUUUUAGAAGGUUAUGCAUUUAAGAAUGAUGUAAUUUAAAAACCAUUAUAUGUCUUUAGGUUAUGUAAAUAACUCCUAUGAAUUUUUCUUCAAAAUUCUUAUUUUGUUUUCAUUUUAGAUUAUAAUUUUGCAGCACAGUCAUUUACCCUUUGUGUCACUGGACAUUUAAAUACACUGCUUCUCAGGGCAGAGAUCUUAAAUUUCACAUCCUAGUGAUGAACUCACUGCUUAAAAUUGAAGUAUCUUUUGAUCUAAUGAAUGGAUAUGUUUGAAAUUUUGUUGGGUAUGUACUUAAAAACAUGCAGAAUUUAACUGUGUUUCUAAAACUUAUGUAUGGUUAUUCAUUGGCUCAGUAAUUCAUUUUCAAAGCAUUCCCUGCGCUCCGUGCAGUAGUACACAGUCUCAUCCUUUCUGUCAUGCUUGGUUGAUACAACAGACAUUUGCAGUCUUGAAUUUUUCACGUUGGUUGCCCUUUU